AUGGCAAUGCAGUCGGCAGUCCGUCUGCCAACCCCGCCGCCAGGAGUUUCCUAUUCUCCGCGCGCAUCCGUCCCUCGGAAGCGGUCACCAACCUCGCGUUCACCGUCGCCAGAUCGUCGCCGCCGUGCACCGGCUCAAGAUGAUGCUGAGAAUGGCCAGUAUGAGCCAGAUGCGAGGGAAAAAGAGCUGGCAGAAAGGUUUCGUCGAACCCAAAGGCCCGCGGCCUCCAAACCGCUAACUGAGGAGGAGAAACAAGCAGCUGCGAAGGCUGAAUAUGAAAAGCUUUUGAACAUGCGUUCCGGAGGCACAUAUAUACCUCCUGCAAGACUGCGGGCUCUCCAAGCUCAGAUAACCGAUAAGUCGAGCAAGGAGUACCAACGGAUGGCAUGGGAGGCUCUGAAGAAGUCGAUAAACGGGUUGAUCAACAAAGUCAAUGUUUCGAACAUCAAACAUAUUGUCCCCGAGCUGUUUGGCGAAAAUCUGGUCCGUGGCCGUGGCCUAUUUUGCCGCAGCAUAAUGAAAGCCCAGGCUGCCAGUUUACCGUUUACGCCGAUUUACGCUGCAAUGGCUGCCAUCGUGAACACGAAACUUCCUCAGGUUGGAGAGCUUCUCUUACAUCGGUUGGUUGUCCAGUUCCGAAAGGCCUUCAAGCGCAACGACAAGGCUGUUUGUAUUUCUUCAACCACGUUUAUUGCGCACUUAUGCAACCAGCAGGUAGUACAUGAAAUGGUUGCUGCUCAGAUAUUACUCUUGCUGCUUCAUAAGCCUACCGAUGACAGCGUUGAGAUCGCGGUUGGGCUCACACGAGAAGUUGGGCAACAUUUGGAGGAAAUGAGCGGUUCGAUUGCCUUGGCCGUAUUUGACCAAUUCAGGCACAUUCUGCACGAAGCAGAUAUCGACAAGCGUGUGCAAUACAUGAUUGAAGUUCUGUUUCAGGUCAGAAAAGAUAAGUUCAAGGACAACCCUGCCAUCAAGGAGGAGCUUGAUCUUGUUGAAGAAGAAGAUCAAAUCACACAUCGUGUUGGUUUGGAUGAUGAGAUUAACGUUGAAGACGGGCUGAAUAUCUUUAAAUUCGAUCCUCAGUGGGAGGAGCACGAAGAGGCAUACAAGAAGCUUAAGGCUGAGAUUCUUGGAGAAGGAAGUGAUGACGAGGAAGAGGACGACUCAGAGGCAAGCUCUGAAGCGGAAGAGGAUGAAGAAGAAAAAGAGAUGGAUAUUAAAGACCAAAGCAACACCGACCUGGUUAAUCUGCGACGUACCAUUUACCUAACAAUCAUGUCUAGCAUUGAUUUUGAAGAAUGCUGUCACAAACUGAUGAAAAUCAACCUUCCUACUGGCAAAGAAUCUGAAUUGCCAUCGAUGAUCAUAGAGUGCUGCUCUCAGGAGCGCACCUAUUCCAAGUUCUACGGUUUGAUCGGAGAGCGAUUCGCCAAAAUCAACCGAUUAUGGGCUGACCUUCUCGAAACUGCCUUUGCUACAUACUACGAGACCAUCCACAGGUAUGAGACGAACAGGCUACGCAACAUUGCUCGGUUUUUUAGCCAUAUGCUUAGCUCUGAUGCCAUCGGUUGGCAUGUCUUAUCUAUCGUUCAUCUCAACGAAGAAGAGACAACGUCAAGUAGCCGUAUCUUUAUCAAGAUUCUCUUCCAGGAUCUUGCUGAGGUGCUGGGAAUGACCAAGCUACAGGAACGGUUGAGAGACCCGAUUCUUCUGCCCAGCUAUGAAGGGAUAUUCCCGACCGAUAACCCUCGCAACACCCGUUUCUCCAUCAACUACUUUACCAGUAUCGGAAUGGGUGUUCUCACCGAAGAGAUGCGUGAGCACCUUAAAAAUAUACCCAAGCCAACUGUGCCGGCCAUACAAGCCCCUGAAUCAGACUCUGAGUCUGUCAGCUCUUACUCCAGCUACAGCUCACGCAGCCGGUUAUCUCGUUCCCGGUCACUCUCCCGCUCUCGGUCUCCAUCUCGAGGCCGGCGUAGUGUGCGCGGGAGAUCUGCGUCUUACUCCCUUUCUCGCUCUCGCACCCCCUCAAGCAGAUCUAGAAGCCCUUCCCGGAGACGCCGCAGAAGCUACUCCAGGUCAAUAUCACCAACCCCUCCUCCACAACGCCGGGCUAGGCGUGCAUCUUCGUACUCCCGCUCUCCAUCUGCAUCUGCAUCACCACAUCCCCGCACCCAUACUCGCACUAGACGCUCUUACUCGCGCUCACCUUCUCGCUCCAUUACUCCUUCACGGUAUCGCCGGGGCGCAAGAAGCGAGUCACGCUCUAUCUCACGAUCCCCUUCACCCCAUCCCCGUCGAACCACUAAGGCGAGGGGGCGCAGCUUUUCGCGUUCACCCACACCUCCCAGACGUGGCACAGCUCGAGGCCGUAGCUACUCUUUCUCUCGGUCACCAUCUCCGCGACGCGGUCGAGCAAGUCAAAGAACCCGGUCUGUUUCGAGGUCACGAUCAAGGUCACGGUUGAGGUCGGCAUCGAUGUCUCGAUCUCCACCUCCGCGCGGUCGUGGCAGGUACCGUAGCCGAGAUGCACUCCCCGAGUCUUCAUCUGCCCGAGCCCGUGCCUUGGAUUACCUGUAGCCCAAGAGCGCAUACUGGCCAGGAGAUAACCUAUUUCGAGACAUGACCAAAUGUAUUUCCGUGUACUUUUAUCCUCUUAUGUUCUUGUUUUCUAUCCUGUCAUUGUUCAUUGUGGCUCGUCUUAUAAUCUCUAUUGGCUAGCGAAAUUGAUUUGGCUGUUGCAGGCCGUUUUUAUACCUCAUAUCACUCUAAAUUAAUAUCAGUCAAAUUGGGAAAGCAAAUUUUAUAGUGAGAGUGAGUUAUAAUAUUAUCAUAAACUUAAGAAUACCAACCUGCGGUAUUCAUCGGUAGAUAUUCCUACUUAUUACACCGUUUUCAUGUAUAUAUAUUUGUCUCUGGUCCUCAACCAAGUCAUAGAGGAUGGCUAUCCACGACUAAGGCGGCUUCAACCCGCACAAGAUCGCCCUAGCUCAAAGCCCUGUGGAAUCAUUUGACCAGACAUAGCUUCACAAUCAUGUCUUAUAACCCGUUCAGCUACCAGGUAUGAUAAACCAUCUCCAUAUAGCGGAGUCCACCACCAACCCCAGCCGGCUGGCUGGAGCCUCAACAAAAUAAGAUAGAACAAAAUAAAAUGCACGGCUACGCAUCUAUGUAUUCCCCCAAAGGAGCAACAUCCCAGUCCCGUAAGAAACCAGGUAGGAUUUUACAGCCCGGGUCAAGUUUUCAUACCUAUAACAAAAUAAGCUAGAUUAUACGAGAUGUCGUGCAGGACUGAACCAGAAAAGAGGGAGGGAGGGAGAAGCGCACCAGGUAUUUGAACACCUUUGUAUCCCGUCGUUUUAGAGGGGGAAGGGAGUUU
Trichophyton rubrum CBS 118892 is the source of this 3379-nucleotide messenger RNA. RefSeq names its product pre-mRNA-splicing factor cwc22. Gene Ontology annotation, biological process: mRNA splicing, via spliceosome. Bases 1 to 2580 code for a protein of 859 amino acids. The transcript has a single exon. Gene Ontology annotation, cellular component: catalytic step 2 spliceosome. The record is from RefSeq and is a predicted model, not a curated record. Gene Ontology annotation, molecular function: protein binding; RNA binding. NCBI's taxonomy places the organism in Eukaryota, Fungi, Ascomycota, Eurotiomycetes, Onygenales, Arthrodermataceae.